AUACACAGGAACAUCUCUCACCCACGAUGAGACGGUAAACCGUUUGGAAGAUAAUAAUACUAGUAGUGUCUAUUGAAACAGACUAACUCUACUUCUAUUACUGUACUAUUUGCUACAACAAUUUCCAGAGAACUCUUUUUCUUCGACGGAACUGUCGUGGGCUCAGUAUACGAAAGGUGAUCGCUAUUCGAAGUACCUCUCAUUCUCGGCGCUUAUGUCCAUAACGGCAACACAGAAAAUAGCCCUAUUAUCCCCAACAGCACAUCUCGAUGAUCUCAUCUUCGUUUCCCAAAUCGAGGAGUGCGCAGCGGAAAAAUAUCGAACAUUUUCUGGACACUGCAAUAACGUUAAGAACGCCCAUUAUGGAGCUGUCUACGAACCUCUACGGCGACUCCUCUUACCUGAUUAUGAGGAUAAAAUAUCGAAGCCCCGUAUUUCCUCGACUGAAGUCCAACUUCCAUCAGCUAGUGAAGUGGCAGCGUUAUUUACACCUGCACCUAGAAAUCAUAUGAGCUGUUCAUUAAUGUUGGCACAAUGGGCAUCGUUCCUAUACGACGACUUGGCCCACGUAGCAUCCAACGGUUUUUUCUCUGGUUCAAAGAAUUCUCCACUACCAUGCUGCAAUAAAUCUGUGAAGCAUGUCGAAUGCUUUCCCAUUACUGGAGCGGAUGGAAAAUGUCGGCUUUAUUCGCGUUCCUUGCCCACACCAAGACGGAACUGUACGCUUGGCACUAGAGAACAAGGAAAUAUGGUAACCAGCGCUUACAUUGAUGCAAGCCAAAUAUACGGAACAAUCAAUCGUCUACUUCUCAACAAUCACAAUUUUGUUGCCGGAAAAUUGAAGCAAGUGAAUCCAACGUGGACCGACGAACAGCUUUUCCAAGAGUCGAGACGGAUCGUGGUCGCACAGAUCCAGCAUAUAAGCUAUAGCGAGUUCGUUCCAGUUAUUGUUGGAAAGGAGAACCUGAAGAAGUACGCAUUAGAUCUCCAGUUGGACGGGUACGAUAGCCGCUAUGAUAUCAAUAUUGAUGCUUCAACACUGAACGUUUACGCAGCAGCUGUAGGACAAUUCUUCUUCUCACUACUUCCUAAUAAAAUAACGACUGUCAACAAUCCUUCCUUUAUCUAUCAACGGAAUCGUCUUGACGCUGUACUCCGUUUUCUCAUAAAAUCGCCUAUCAUGAAUCCAGGGUUGCAUUUCCCUUCGGACUUGAGGAACACUUUCAAGAAAGCUGGAUCGUUCGAGCAUGGCGUAGAUAUAGCUGCCCAUAUAGUACAGAUGGGAAGAGAUCAUGGGAUCCCAGGUUAUCUCCAGUGGAGAAGGCACUGCAAUUUGGAAGACGUCCAUUCAUUCACAUCUCUAACAUCAAAGCUGCUUCCAUCAGUCAAUGCUUCUUUUAUCGAGGAGCUCUAUGGAUCUCCAGAAGACAUCGACCUAAUUGUUGGAGGACUGGCUGAAGCUCCGCAACGUGGUGCUCUGCUUGGUCCGACACUCUCCUGUCUCUUCGCGAAGCAAAUGCAGAGUGUAAAGCGUGGUGACCGUUUCUGGUACGAGAACUUUUUCUAUCCUGCGGCUUUUUCCAUUUCUCAGUUAGACGAAAUUCGUAAGACAACACUGGCAAGGAUAAUUUGCGAUAAUGCUGACGAUAUUCGCUUCAUACAACCCAAUGUCUUUGCCCUACAAGAUGAAUACGGGAACUGCCCAGUGAGUUGUUCCAGUUCAUUCUUCGAUUCCAUUGACUUCUCCCAUUGGAAAGAUGAAGAGCCUAAAAGAGCACUACCUAUUACCAAGGCAACAGUAGAGAAAGCAAUUCGACUUGGAAUAGAACAGUACAAAAGACUGCAAGAGGCAGAAGGACGGCAAAUACGAGCACAAGGUUUGAGAGCUGCUAGCCAAUCAGCUUUGUUUUCACAUGCUUCGCUAAUGGCUCCGAAAAAGGAAUCGCUAGAAAUUGCGAAAACUGCAGGAGUAUUAAGAGAGGCAACGAGAGUACUACUCAAUGGAGUGGGAUUAGACGAAGAAGAGCGACUUCCAAUUGGUCUGGACGUUGCUUCACUCCAGAAACUACUUCCAGAUGUGGAGGUGGAAAGAAUUGUUGGAAACUUUACACCAUUUCUCGGGGAUGAGCCGCUCCCGAAAGAGCAAUGCCUGCCGCAGCCAUUACCAUGCGAUCACACAACAAAGUACAGGUCGUAUUCGGGAUGGUGCAACAAUCUCCAUUUCCCCAAGUAUGGAAACGCAUUUGGAGCAUUAAGACGGCUACUCGAACCUGCUUAUGACGACGGUUUCGAUACUCCACGCACGAAGGCAAAGAGUGGCGACGAGUUGCCGUCGGCACGGGCGGUAAGCAAUGCAGUCCACGUCGAUGUGCCACGGUUCCACGUCAAAUUCACUCACAUGCUUAUGCAGUUCGGACAGAUACUCGAUCAUGACAUGAUGCACUCUCCUAUCGCCAGAGGACCGAACAACACAAUUCUAAAUUGUUCGUCGUGUGAUUCGCGAGAAACACUUUCCGUUCACUGUUUUCCGAUAAAAAUCGGAAGUGAUGACCCAUUUUUCCCGGCAAAGUAUCACAAUGGCCAACCAAGAUGUAUGCCAUUUGCAAGAAGCCUACUUGGACAACUGACAUUGGGAUACAGAAAUCAGCUUAAUCAGCUGACAUCAUUUCUUGACGCAUCUUCAGUCUACGGCUCCACCGAAUGCGAAGCAAAUCGAUUACGAUUGUUUCGCCAAGGGAAGUUGAAUUACACUGACCUCAGUUACACUAAGGAGAAUUUGCCUCAAGGUAAUCAAGAGAGAGAUUGCCGUUCGGUACUUUCAUCGAGCCAGCGAAGAUGUUUCGUUGCUGGAGAUGAGCGGAACAAUGAACAACCUGGUCUAACAGUGAUUCAUACGAUACUGUUAAGGGAGCACAAUCGAAUCGCAGUCCAACUCCAACGUAUUAAUGACUUCUGGACGGACGAACAGCUGUACCAGGAGGCACGUCGCAUCAACAUUGCAAAACUCCAGCAUAUUGUUUUCAAAGAGUGGCUACCAGUUGUGCUGGGUUGUGAAGCGAUGACAAAAUAUGAUUUGAUGCCGAAGAAAAGUGGUUACUAUCACGGAUAUGAUGAACACUGUGAUCCGGCAAUUUCCCACGAAAUGUCUACGGCAGCGUUCAGAUUCGGACAUACUCUUAUUCGCGCGAAAUUCCCUCGAAUGAACGACGCGUUCCAGAACAUGAGCGACCCAGUCGACUUGAAGGAUCAUUUCUCAAAUCCAUCUCCUCUUUAUGAGCAGAAAGCUGGUCAUUUGGAAUCGAUUCUCAUGGGUCUGUUAGGAGCUGAAAGUAUGGCAUUCGAUCGUCAUAUCACUGAUGCAGUGCGCAAUCACUUAUUCGCGAAACCUGGAGCGCCUCUGACUGGAAUCGACCUUCCAGCAGUGAACAUCCAACGGGGAAGGGACCACGGAGUCCAACCUUACAACAAAUACAGGGAAAUGUGCGGAUUACGACGUGCUCGAUCGUUCGACGAUCUACGAUCCAUGAUGGAUAACUCGGCCGUGGAGGCCAUCAAGAAGGUGUAUGCACACGUUGACGAUAUCGAUCUGUUUCCAGGACUGAUGAGCGAACAACCAGUCAAAGGUGCAUUGGUGGGACCAACACUUGCUUGUAUUAUUGGCGAACAAAUGCAACGACUAAAGAAAUGUGAUCGCUUUUACUAUGAAACAGCCGAUCCAUCAGUGAAAUUCACUCCAGGUCAGCUGAUGGAAAUUCGAAAAACGACAUUUGCGAAGAUGAUCUGUUCAAACAGUCAGUACGCCCGGAGAAUUCAACCGAACGUUUUCUUAAUGGCCGAUGACUUGACAAAUGCUCCCACUUCUUGCUCGGAGCUUCCCGAUACGGAUUUAUUUGAAUGGCUCGAAAGAGAUUACUGUUUGGUGGAUCAUAGGGUAAUAAACCGAGGAAAAACCAAGCGCAUUACGCCGUGUGUGACGUGUACUUGCACCAAGGACGGCGUACGUUUCAUGAUACAUUUUACAAUUUAA
Messenger RNA from Angiostrongylus costaricensis, 4027 nucleotides. Lineage: Eukaryota; Metazoa; Nematoda; Chromadorea; Rhabditida; Metastrongylidae. The record is from the annotation of a GenBank genome assembly.